AUGGAGGGGAUUGCGCACUUCGUGAGCGCGUCCAUGGGAAGCGACGACGAGGGAGACAACGUGCAGGGCAAGUGGAUCGGCCUUGGCAUCGUCAUUGGCUCCGCUGUGCUCUCGAACCUCGGCGUCAAUGUACAGAAACUCUCUCACGUGCGGGAGGAAGAGAAGCCCCUGUUUGAGCGACAGACGUACUACACCCGUCCGCUGUGGCUUACGGGCUUGAUCCUCGUUCUUCUAGGCGCAGUCGGAGACUUUGAAGCACUGGGCUUUGCCCCUCAAGCGCUCGUGGCGGCCGUCGGUGGCGGCUUCACGGUCUUGGCCAAUGUUUUCUUCGCUCAUCUGUGGUUAGGGCAAAUACUGACCAAGACGGAUGUAGUGGGCACGCUUCUCAUUAUCAUUGGCGUCGUACUUAGUACGGUAGCCAAUGAACCAGACGAGCAGCUGUCGCUCGUGGAGCUCGAGAAUCAGUUCUAUCAGCUUGGUUUCCUCAUUUACCUUGGCGUCAUGACAGCGGUGCUUGGUGUGAUUUUUGGACAAAUUGAAGCCAUUUUGAGACUUCCACGGUCGCCAAACGAGUCCAAGUACAGAGUGCUGCCGUUCAUGUACGCUACGGCGUCCGGUAUCUUUGGCUCCUUCUCAGUGCUGCUGGCCAAGUGUGCGUCGAUUUUGAUGAUUUUGACGAUUGGUGGCGAGAACCAGUUUGUCUACUUUACGACGUACUUGUUCAUGGGCGGCAUGAUCUGCACGCUGGUGCUCCAGACGGACUUGUUGAACCGUGCGAUCAUGGCGGGAGAUACACUCAGCGUGUUUCCGAUGUUCCAGUGCUUUUGGAUUGGAUCCAGUGUCAUUGGCGGCGUCGUUUUUUAUGAAAAGUACACGCGGUUCUCACUCUUCGACUGGAUAUGUUUGCCAAUCGCACUAGCAUUUAUCAUUGUGGGUAUUUACUUGCUGGCCAAGCACGGUGAAGGCGAAAUCAACGACAUGGACGGUCAAGAGCUUAGCACUCCCGUCCACCUUGCGCAUUUGACGGGCCAUUUCGGCGCACUCAUGCCUCUGUCACCUCAAGGUCGCUCGUACAGUACCUUUGGCCGAAAAAGUUUUGAUGAUCGUGAAAGCGAGCACGCUUCAGUGCGGUACACACCGCUGAAGAGUCGUGUUUUCGAGCGCAAAGGGUAUUCAAACGGACAUGCUGAUGAACACGACCAUGGUCGAGCAAAGGGUAAGUCCGUUGGCGAGUGGCACGAUCCUCACGGCCGAAGACAUUGCGGUGCUGAUCUUGAAGAGCAGCCUGUGUACAGCGGAUCUUUUUAG
Molecule: messenger RNA, 1308 nt
Organism: Peronospora matthiolae
Lineage: Eukaryota; Oomycota; Peronosporomycetes; Peronosporales; Peronosporaceae
Source: the annotation of a GenBank genome assembly